Solea senegalensis (Senegalese sole) is the source of this 2762-nucleotide messenger RNA. RefSeq names its product neurensin 1 (gene nrsn1). The transcript is spliced from 6 exons. Gene Ontology annotation, cellular component: transport vesicle; neuron projection; neuronal cell body. The record is from RefSeq and is a predicted model, not a curated record. Lineage: Eukaryota; Metazoa; Chordata; Actinopteri; Pleuronectiformes; Soleidae. The coding region runs from base 185 to 784 and encodes 199 amino acids. Gene Ontology annotation, biological process: nervous system development.
UAUCAUAUUGUAAAGGAUGUGACGGCUGCGCAGUAGAGAGCGUGAACAUCUGAAUCAUCGAAGAACAGAGGGAGAGAGAGAGAGAGAGAGAGGUGACUGUAGAGUGAUGGGACCCGGCUGAAGGAACAGCAGCGAGUGAUCACUCUCCGGGCUGGUAAUGUCAGCAGGUACACAGAUGUGAAGGAUGACUUCUUGCUCAGAAAUCUGUGGGUCGGAGUAUGGUGAAGCUCAAGCCAGCGGGAACUAUCAGCAGUAUGGAGUCCGCUCCUACCUUCACCAGUUUUACGAGGAGUGCACAGCGUCAAUCUGGGAGCGCGAUGAAGAUUUUCAGAUUCAGAGAUCGCCGAGCAGGUGGAGCUCUUUACUCUGGAAGGUCUGUCUUGCGUUCGGAACACUGAUCUUGUUGUCGGGCCUCGUUGUUGUUUUGGUAGGUUACAGCACUCCGACCAGGAUUGAGGCAUUUGGCGAGGAUGAUCUUCUUUUUGUUGACAGCCAUGCUGUAAGUUUCAACCGUGCCCUGGAUGUCUGUAAGCUGACUGGUGCUGUGUUGUUCUGUGUGGGAGGCACCUCCAUGGCUGUGGGCCUCCUGCUGUCUGCCUUUGCCAAGAGCUACUCCAAAGAAGAGCUGUAUCUGCAACAGAAGUUUAAGGAAAGGUUGGCAGAUCUGCACGCAACAGUCGGUUCUCCCAUAAUGAGAGCACCCACUCCUGGCGAGGGUAAGGUGCCAGUCACACUUUCCAAAGUCCAGAACAUCCAGCCAGCGAAUACAAAGUCGGAAACCUGACAGAAGCCUAAAUAAAGGCAUCACAUCAAGAAGUGUGUUUGAGUAUUGAUUGAAGUGCAGACUGUGUGCGAGUGUGUGUGUGUACUCCUUUGAAAGGUCAGCUAACGUGUCACUUCAAGCUGUUGAGCUUCAAAUUUUGGUUCUUCAUCAUUGUUGUGUUUGACAUUAAAGUUUGGUUUUGAUGUUAUACAGGUGCAGAGUUAAUUUAGAUGAACAAAGUCUAUCAGCUUUUAUUUUUGAAACAUCAGUUGUAGGAAAUAUGUAGUUGUCUAAUUAUAGUUUCCUUUUUUAAAAAAAAACUGCUGGAGAGCAGUUGCUGUGUUGUUGGAAGUUAUUGGUGAUUGGGCCAUAUUCACAGAAAGGAUUAAAAGACGCACUAUAGACACAACAGCUAUUAUUUCAACCCAGUGUCUGAUGGAGCAUCAGAGGAUGAGAGUUAUCACAGAGAGAAUACUUUUUUAGUAGCGUGCACGUGCAUUUUGAUUUACUGUUACACCACUGCAACGACAGGCCAAGUGGAGUCUUCUACGAGAAGUCACAAGAACGUAUUACAAACAGAUCAGAACAGCCCUUGUGGGUAAAUGUUACACUGGCAUUUCCUUCUGUCUUGUUAAGCAUCGGAUAUUGUCUUCUUCACUAAAUCCUCUGGCAGGAUCAAUAGACGAGAGCAGACAGCCACUUAAUCAAACGGCAUAUUUUUUUCAUAAACAAGGUAAAUAAAGAAUUCAUCAUGCCUUCUAUUACUGAUAAAAAAAAAAAAAAACGUUAAAGUUAAUGUUAAAAUAAAGAUGCUGCAAGGGUGUGUGAUGGCAAACGACGCGACAGAUGUGUUAUAUAACAGGGACGUGGAGAACACGGCCGCAGUUUGGAGUCUGUGAUGUGAUCAUACAAAUACGCCGCAUCAAAGAUUUGCAUACUCAUUUGGCAACUAUCUAAAAACUCGCUGACUUGACUCGAGCGUGCGUACUGCAACUUCUAUAACGUACAAGCACAAUAAGCCGUUAACAUGUCACCUUUUGCUGCUCUUAAAAUUGUUUUAGCCGAGUCUCAAUUCAGGGGGCAUCGCCUACAGAGGGUGCAUUCAGAGCUUGUCUGUGUCGAGCUUUGUCCCAUUUCUAACACUGCUUUAAAUGCAGCUAACAAAUGGGACCUUUCAUCCCGAACCAACGAAGGAUCAAACAGGUGGAUCCUCCCUUGUCAGGCUGAUCCCAGAAUUCAAUGUGCACUGGAGACUAAGGAUUUAGAACAAUAUAAUGACGGCUAACGACGAUAAAAAACAUUCGAAGAUGUUAAAAAUAUAAAUAGCCUUCCACUGUGUUUGAAAAAAAACAGACAACUAGACGUUCACAUCUUGAAAUCUCAAGAUGGCCAUGUAGAUCACCAUGUCAAACUGUAGCUCUGUUGCUAGGUGACAGUGGCAAAUGCAAUAGUGAAGUGCAUCUAUGGACCAGACCAUUUAAUUUGGGUUCAGCCUCCACAGUCUGUUCAGCCUUUUUGACACGAGACUUUUGUCUGUAUGGUUCAUGUUUUUUGUCAUUUUGUUAAUCUUUUGUUAAAGCAGAUCACACAGAGAAACAGAGCAAUGUUAGGGUGGUAGUAAAGUGUGCAAGUGCCAUCAAAUGUGCAAAAUGAUGUGUUCUCUUCAAAUCCAUGUGGCAACAACACCGCAUUACUGGUCUGUAGAGAAAUCAAUGAGUGGCUGUGCCGGGUACGCCUGUGUAACUUGACCUUUUAAUAUCAUUCUCCGAGCCUUCUGUCUCAUCCGUGUUGUUUUCCUCCGCCGUGCAGUGUCAUUUCGACACUUCAACACGCACACUUCAGGCUCACACUCAGAGCAUAACGGGCAACCUAACGAUAAUCAAGAGACGUCACCGCAGCAGAACUACGGCACGAGAAGACAGAGCAAGCUGAUAUAAGCAGACAUUCCAGUGUGCUCAGUGUUUAGUAAGUGGUGAAUAAAUGUGCUGAUUUAUUGUUA